AUGUUUUAUAACAAAUUAACUUUAGAAGACAUAAGUGAUGAGCAAUGUUUGCACGCGCAACAUGUGUGGAAAGAAUUUAAUUGUCAAAACUUAAAAGAAUAUUCCGACUUGUACUUAAAGACUGAUGUUCCUUUAUUAGCCGAUGUUUUCAAGAAAUUUAGACGUGUAUGUUUUAAAACGUACGAAUUGUUAACGGAUAUAGAUCAAGUUCAUUUUGUUAAAAAAGGUAUCCGUAGGGGUAUUUCCCAAUGCUCCCUACAACAUGCUAAAGCAAACAAUAAGUAUAUGGAAACUUAUGAUGCUAAUUCACCCUCUGAAUUGUUAAUGUAUUGGGACGUUAAUAAUUUGAAUGGGUGGGCGAUGUCUCAAUUUAUACCCGUUUCCGAUUUUAAAUGGCUGUCUGAAAACGAAAUAAAAAAUUUAGAUUUUAAUAAUAUACGUGAUAUUUCCGAUUUUGGGUAUAUUUUAGACGUUGAUAUUGAAUACCCCGAAAUUUUACACGAUUUACAUAAUGAUCUCCCGUUCCUAGCUGAAAACCUAUUACCACCUAACGCCGUUGCUCACGGUCUUAAAGUUUGUAAAAUUAAUAGAGUUUUAUCGUUUAGACAGUCUGCGUGGUUGAAAUCUUACAUCGAUAAAAAUACGGAACUACGUCAAUCAGCUAAAAACGCGUUUGAAAAAGACUUUUUUAAAUUAAUAAAUAACGCGGUUUUCGGUAAAACUAUGGAAAAUGUUGAUAAGAGAGUCGAUAUAAGAUUAGUCACCAGUGGGGAAGACGUUCAAGGUCAGGGAGCGGAAAUGGCUGAUGUGGAUGAACAUGGACUUGAUGUAUUGCCGAACAAUAAAGAAAACUACAUCAGUUUUAGUAAAACAGUGUUGGUCGAUAAGGUAAUGGACGAAGAUAGACAUGUUGACAAAAAUUUUUUAAAAUUAAGAUUUGUGGAUUCAUUUAGAUUUAUGGCAUCUUCAUUAGAUUCUUUAGCUGAUAACCUAGAAAAAUACGUUGAUAUUGAAUACCCCGAAAAUUUACACGAUCUACAUAAUGAUCUCCCGUUCCUAGCUGAAAACCUAUUACCACCUAACGGUAAAUGUGAAAGUGAUAAAAGAUUAAUUCCAAAUUUAUUUAAUAAGAAAAAUUAUGUCGUACACUAUAGAAAUUUAAAACAAGCCGUUGCUCACGGUCUUAAAGUUUACAAAAUUAAUAGAGUUUUAUCGUUUAAACAGUCUGCGUGGUUGAAGUCUUACAUCGAUAAAAAUACUGAACUACGUCAAUCAGCUAAAAAUGCGUUUGAAAAAGACUUUUUUAAAUUAAUGAAUAACGCGGUUUUCGGUAAAACUAUGGAAAAUGUUGAUAAGAGAGUCGAUGUAAGAUUAGUGACCAGUUGGGAAGAUAUAUGUAUGAAAACGGGUAGACCAAAAUUAGGAGCGCGUAGCUUAAUCGCUAAAUUAAAUUUUAAGAAUAUUAAAACUUUCACGGAAACAUUUUCGGCUAUUCAAAUGGAACGUCUUCAUAUCGUUUACGAUAAACCUUUAUAUGUUGGUUUUACGGUUUUAGAGUUGUCGAAAUUAUUAAUGUACAACUUUUUUUAUGGUUUUUUAAAACCAAAGUAUGGUGAAGGUAUUCGGUUAUGUUACAUGGAUACGGAUAGCUUCACCGUUCUAAUUAAUUCCAAUGAUGUUUAUACAGAUGUAAAAUUAAAUUUAAAUAAAUUUGACACGUCUAACUACAGUCCUGAUAAUCAGUUUGACGUCCCGUUACAAAAUAAAGCGGUUUUAGGUCUCAUGAAGGAUGAGAAUUGUGGUGAAAUUAUGGAAGAAUUUGUGGGUUUAAGAUCGAAGGUGUAUGCUAACAGAGUCGCUGAUGGACGGGUUACUAAAAAAUCCAAAGGUGUAAAGAAGGCUGUCGUGAAACGUAAAAUUACUUUUGAAAAUUAUAUCGAAUGUUUAAAUUCUAAAGCCGUUUUGUUUAGAAAGCAAUUAUCUUUUAGGAGUUUUCAUCACAUAAUUUUUACUAUGUUACAAAAUAAAUUGGUUCUUUCACCAAAUGAUACCAAGCGAUGUAUUUGUAAUGAUGGGAUUGAUACAUUAGCUUGGGGUCAUCAUGGUAUUAAUAAUAGCGUUUAA
Messenger RNA from Onthophagus taurus, 2124 nucleotides. NCBI's taxonomy places the organism in Eukaryota, Metazoa, Arthropoda, Insecta, Coleoptera, Scarabaeidae. The record is from RefSeq and is a predicted model, not a curated record.